AUGGCCCCUCUCUGGCAUGCUUCAGUCGCCGGUAGCCGCAACACGAGUCUGCGUCGUCCAAGGAGAGCAUUGCGCAGAAUUAUUUUGCUCUCCAUUGCCGUGAUUUCCACCAUUGGCGUAUCAUCUCUUCUGUACGUCUUCGUCAUCGCGAAGCUCCGCUUCCGCUGGGACCUAGGGUGGUUUGACCUCGGCCUGUACGGCUUUUAUCGUACAAAGAGCUAUGUGUCAUUCGAUUACGAGUCGCCACUUGUAGAUAUUCUACAGUGGGAUCCUCGAUGUGAGACAGGAUUUAUCUUCCUCGCCCCGCGGGGUGACUCGAUAUCACACCCAGGCCCUAUGAUUUUGGACAGCAACGGCAAUCUGGUCUGGAUGAAAGAGAUCCAUGAGGUGACUCAGGACUUCCGCGUCCAACGGUAUCAAGGCCGCGAUUAUUUGACAUACUGGACCGGUAACGCAGCGGGAGGUCAUGGACGGGGAUCCUGGCAUAUGCUUGAUUCGUCCUACACGGAACGUUAUGUAGUCUCCGCCGUGGGUGACUUCGAUGGCGACCUACAUGAGUUCAAGAUUACCGAGAACGAUACCGCACUCGUGACGAUAUAUGAUCCCGUCCCUGCAGAUCUGUCGUCCAUAGGCGGACCGGAGUCAGGCUGGAUCUUUGACGGGGUCUUCCAGGAGAUCGAUAUCGCCACAGGCGAGCUGAUUUUCGAAUGGCGCGCCUCGGAGCAUUUCCCUAUCAACAGCUCAUUUCUGGAACUCGACGGUCGUGGACAUAACAAAGAGACUGCGUUUGACUUCUUUCACAUCAAUAGCGUCGACAAAGAUCCAUGGGGCAACUACCUUGUCUCUGCGCGCAACACACAUACGAUCAGCAGCAUCGACAGCAACACUGGUGUUUUGCUAUGGACCCUGGGUGGCCAUCUCAACGAAUUUACAGAUCUUUCCGGUGGCGCAGCUACUAAUUUCUCGUGGCAGCAUGAUGCACGCUGGCACGGCAACAACACGUUGACUAUCCUCGACAACGGCGCACACAGUCAUCUCGACCCAGCCCGACAAAGCCGUGGAAUGGCCAUUGAAUUAGAUAUUCCCGCCCGACUUGCGACACUUCAAACAGAGUACUUUAACCCGCAAGAAUUAAAGUCAAGCUCGCAGGGAAAUUUGCAGGUUCUGGAAGACGCUGGCAAUGUUUUCAUCGGUUGGGGUUCGAGUGCUGCGUUCAGUGAGUUUGACAUUAACGGGACUCUCCUAUGUGACGUCCAUUUUGGCGCAUCUGCGUACUUUACAUUUCAGCGCGUGGUUUCUUACCGCGUAUACAAAGGCCCUUGGGUAGGCAACCCUCUAACCAGACCGGCCGCCCGUUGGGCCGGCAACAAGAUCUAUGUGAGCUGGAAUGGUGCCACGGAGGUUGCAGAAUGGCAGUUGGAGGUAGAACUCGGCUUGGAAUUGAAUGGCGUACAGUACGAAGUUGCAGACCGAAUUCCAAAAGAAGGCUUUGAGUCGACGAUCACGAUCCCGCAAGGCAAUAGGAACAACCGCUUCCGUGUCGCGGCUUUGGACAAGCAAGGCAAGGUUCUUGGUGUCACUGACGUUCCAGCGAGAAAAUCGGGAUGGAUAGACGAGGAACCUUUACGUCUUGAGUUAUACAUCCUGGUUGGAGGCUGUCUUGUGGCAAGUUUCAUACAUCUCCUUGAUUCCAACCUGUUUAGUGUUGCGUGUAAGCAUAAUUUGAAGCAGCUUUCACCAUCUUCGGGCUCUUAUUGCAACCAUAAUGUCGGCAGCACCGCUGGCGCAGAGAAGGACGCUUCCCCACAUGACGUCUCAGACAGUCUUGGCCAGGCCUCCCCUCACGUUGGCCUGAUUCAGGAAAUCAGGGCACGUUUGGAGCAUUCGUGCCGUGCUCGCCAGCCCCCCAGCUUGGGAAACAGAGUUAUGUAUAGGCUGACGAGCGAUGCCAUCUCGCCGACCGACCAAUACUCAUGA
Molecule: messenger RNA, 1977 nt
Organism: Rasamsonia emersonii CBS 393.64
Lineage: Eukaryota; Fungi; Ascomycota; Eurotiomycetes; Eurotiales; Trichocomaceae
Exons: 3
Coding region: 1-1977 (658 amino acids)
Source: RefSeq, a predicted model, not a curated record